GCGAACGGCAAACGGCAACGACAAAACGAUUCGCCGCCUGGCAGCGAGUCCAAUAUUUCGAGUGUAGUGAUUCAGUACGCUGUUGUGUGGCUGUGCGAAAAAACUAUCAAAACAUUCCGCCUUCGUUGGUGUGCAUUCAGUCUUCUGCGCCAGAAGAGAGAAGUAGGAAAAUUAAAAAAUCGGAAUUGAAAUUAAAAUUCUCGCCGAAAAGAGUCCUGUCAACUGGAUUUGUAGUUGUUGUAAAGCGAUAAUUAAAGGAGUGUUGUUGUCAAAUAGCAAGAAAAAAAUUAUAUAAAUAAAUAAAAAUCUACAAAAAUUUUUAUUUACAAGUUUUGUAGUGCACUAAGAAAUAUUAAAAAAAAAAUUAUAAUAAAUUUUGUUGUUGUGGCAACGAGUGACCGAAAAGUGCAAACGCGUUAUUUUCAAAAAAAAAAAAUAUAUAUAUAUAUUCCGGCAGCUGCUUGUCUUGUGAUUACCAACAACCAACCAACCAACCAACCAACCCAUCAACAAAUACACACAGCAACACAGGAACACAGGAACACACCUACAAAGGCGCAAGCGGAUCUCACAUUUAUCUGCAUUAAUCAGCGGCAGAUUCCCCGUAUUGUCAUUGGGACAAAUUAUCGAAAAAUUUCUCUUUCACUUCGGGAAAGCCAGCGCCUGCGAAACCGCCAGCCACCAGCCAUGACAUCAGUGCGCAACAAUGCAGUCUCCACCGUCGCCGCCGCUCUGCUGCUGGGAUGGGUUAUUUUUGGGUGCCUAAAUAGUUCUGUGCGCGCAGACGUGACAGAACAAAAGUCAAGCGAAAAAUCGCCCGACAGCUUGGAUAAUGACGAUUUCUACGAUGAAUCAAGUCCCGAGAAUAUAAAGGCAGCAUCCAAGCCACCACAACCAACCAUCAUACCAUACUUUGAGGAAGCGAAAACGGUCGUCUAUGCCAAAGAGAAUGAACGAGUCACUUUAAAUUGUCCCGUUAAGAAUUAUAAUGAAUCGCAACACCUGAUUGUGUGGUUCAGAAACAAUAACACACUCACCACGGGUCAACAAAUACUCGCCGAUGCGAAACUCUAUCAAUUGGAUAAGGAUAUGAAUUUGGUUGUCGAUAAAGUAACGGAGAAUUCUACAGGCGAUUAUUAUUGUACCGUUAUGCCGCAUAAAGUACGCAUGGAUAUCAUAUUGAAAAUUGGUGAAGCUCCUGUGGUGAAUAAUCAUCAGAUGAUGAUGAGCGCAAGUGCUCUCCUACUGUUCAUCACAUUGUUGGCGCGAGAAUUGAGCAAUGGAAUUUUGAGCUUAGCUACAAUUUUUUAGGCGAAAAGUUUUUAAGCUACAUACUUAUUAAAACUUGAAUAUUUAA
Ceratitis capitata (Mediterranean fruit fly) is the source of this 1357-nucleotide messenger RNA. RefSeq lists its product as uncharacterized. The transcript is spliced from 3 exons. The record is from RefSeq and is a predicted model, not a curated record. Bases 688 to 1311 code for a protein of 207 amino acids. NCBI's taxonomy places the organism in Eukaryota, Metazoa, Arthropoda, Insecta, Diptera, Tephritidae.